Phalaenopsis equestris is the source of this 993-nucleotide messenger RNA. Its product is annotated as arogenate dehydrogenase 1, chloroplastic-like. The coding region runs from base 94 to 882 and encodes 262 amino acids. The record is from RefSeq and is a predicted model, not a curated record. Gene Ontology annotation, biological process: L-tyrosine biosynthetic process. NCBI's taxonomy places the organism in Eukaryota, Viridiplantae, Streptophyta, Magnoliopsida, Asparagales, Orchidaceae. The transcript is spliced from 6 exons. Gene Ontology annotation, molecular function: arogenate dehydrogenase (NADP+) activity; prephenate dehydrogenase (NAD+) activity; prephenate dehydrogenase (NADP+) activity.
UGAUAAUGCUUAUUGUUCUGCAUUAUGAAGACCUCAAUAGCAUAAGUGUUGAAGAGCUUCUACCAUUCUUUCUUCCUCUUUACUACUCAAACAAUGGCGGCUUCAGAAACCCUAAAGAUCGGAAUAAUAGGUUUCGGACCUUUCGGCCAGUUCCUUGCCCGCACAAUGAUCAAGCAAGGGCACACCCUCGUCGCCACAUCGCGCUCCGAUCAUUCCCUCCUCUGCUUCCAGCUCGGCAUCCCAUUCUUCAAGGAAUUCAGUAAAUUCUUUGCAUCUGGAAGCGAUGUGAUUCUGCUCUGCACUUCCAUUGUUUCCACCAGCGACGUACUGUCUACGAUUCCAAUGCGCGACUUACAGAAGGCGAGACUCUUCGUCGACGUGUUGUCGGUGAAGGAGCAUCCGAGAGAUCUGCUUCUGCAGGUUUUGCCGGAGGAGGUUGAUCUGCUCUGCACGCAUCCGAUGUUCGGACCCGAGAGCGGGCGAGAUGGAUGGGAAGGCUUGCCUUUGGUUUAUGAUCGAGUCAGAGUUCGAAACCAUGGUCUCUGUGACAAGUUCUUGGAUGUUUUCCAUCAAGAGGGCUGCAGAAUGUUGGAGAUGUCUUGUGAAGAGCAUGAUAGGAUGACUGCUAAAACCCAGUUCCUUGCCCACACCAUUGGCAGGAUUUUGGAUCAAAUGAAGAUCGAGUCGACGUCAAUCGACACGAAGGGAUUUCAAAAACUUCUCCAAGUGAAGGAUAGCUCCAUUAAAGACAGCUUGGAUCUGUACAUUGGGCUGUAUCAGCACAAUAAAUUCGCAAGAAAAGAGAUGGAGAAGCUGGAGCUUGCUUUUCAGGCGGUGAAGGGGAUGCUCAUGGAAAGCAUAAUAAACCAAGGUUCUUCUUGAUAAAUUGGGUAACUGGUGAUUAAAAAUAGGGAAAUUUACGUACAUACCAUGCUAUUUCUAUGCAUUUAGAUAUCUACCACUCAAAAUAUGAUAUUUAUAUUUGUAACAUUU